GACUAUUUUCUUUAUAAGCAGCUCCUCUGAGCCCAACAUGGCACUCUCUGGUUGCCUUGUUGUGGCCACAAGAUGGAAAUCCGCAGGUGUCCCCUCAGUCACCUAAUCUCUCUCCUCCUUUUCCUCUUCUAUUCAGAGACAGCCUGCCGCCCCUCUGGGAAGAGACACUGCAAGAUGCAAACCUUCAGAAUCUGGGAUGUUAACCAGAAGAUCUUCUACAUGAGGAAUAACCAACUAAUUGCUGGAUACUUGCAAGGACCAAAUACUAAAUUAGAAGAGAAGAUAGACGUGGUACCCAUUGAGCCUGAUGGUUUAUUCCUGGGACUCCAUGAGGGGAAGCUGUGCCUGGCCUGUGUCAAGUCUGGUGAUGAGAUUCAGCUCCGGUUGGAGGCAGUUAACAUCACUGACCUGAGCAAGAACAAGGAGCAGAACAAGCGCUUCACCUUCAUCAGAUCAAACAGCGGCCCCACCACCAGCUUCGAGUCUGCCGCCUGUCCCGGCUGGUUACUCUGCACGGCACUGGAGGCAGACCAGCCCGUCAGCCUCACCAACAAGCCCAAAGAGGCCCUCACCAGGUUCUACUUCCAGCAGGAGCAGUAGAACUGCCCAUCCCUCCCCUUCCCCCACUCCCAGCACAUCGAUGACUCCAGAGACUGCCUCUCCUCCCUUGCUGGGUCUCCUGGGUUGUCGUGGGGCUCUGAGGAGCAGCCUCGGCGGGGUGGACCAUCAGAAGGAGGUACAAGAGCCCUGAUAACAGGACUCUGUCUCCAGCCUCCUCAGCUAACCCAACCUCCAUGCUGCCUCCACAGCGGUCUUUCUAAAGUGCAGAUUGAGCCGCAGACCUGCUUAAAGCCCUUCAGUGUCAUCUGUGCCUUCAGGAUAAAAUCCAGGCCACCUGGCCAGCCUGGAAGCCCUCUGUUCUCCUCUCCCCAACUCCUCCUCCUCCCUCACCCCACUGUCCCUGCCCCAGAUCCCUCAGGUCACUCACUGACCCCCUGCCAAUGGCUUCCGUACCUUCUUUUGCAAAAUGAUGCUGCUCCAUAGGGAAGAUUUUCAGGGUCUGUGGCAAAAUGGAAAAUAAGGAUUUCAUGGCAUUUUUUUUUAAGCCAACUUUAUCCAAUUUGAAGAAGAGUCUUUUAUUUGGAGAUUAUUUCCUUUCUGGAAGGGAGUGGGGGAUCAAAAUAUUCCUGUGUUUGUGAAGUAAUGGUGAAAGUAGGCCUCCUUUCUUAGUGUUCAUUCUUAUAUUUGUAAUACCCUAACCAGUAACAAUGAGCAGUUAGUGUUCAGUUAUGUUGGUCCAUAAUAUUUUUCUUUCCGAAACGUUCCCGUAAAUCUGGACCCCACUGCCCAGGCCCAAGGACCAUCUCCACUCCAGACCCUUCACGGUCACCUGCAGUGCUUUCCUCUUCCACCCCACAAUCCAAAGUUCCCCAGCGCCCACGGCACAGCACAGACGCGGCUCCUCCGAGGUCUCCCCUGAUCUCCCAGGGGGAAUGAAUCGCUCCUUGACCAUUUUAGCACUUUUGACACUCUGAGACUUGUUGGAAAGAUGGUUGUGCCUCUGCCCAUCUCCAGCCCCAGACUGUGAGCUCCCGAAAGCAGGGAGCGUGACUCGCAUGUGUCUCAGGUCCCCACGGGGCCGAGCCCAUGGUCUGUUUUACAAUAAAACCUUGAAACUCA
Messenger RNA from Diceros bicornis minor, 1680 nucleotides. It is a transcript of the gene IL1RN, whose product is annotated as interleukin 1 receptor antagonist. Gene Ontology annotation, molecular function: cytokine activity; interleukin-1 receptor binding; interleukin-1 receptor antagonist activity. Gene Ontology annotation, biological process: inflammatory response to antigenic stimulus; negative regulation of interleukin-1-mediated signaling pathway. Lineage: Eukaryota; Metazoa; Chordata; Mammalia; Perissodactyla; Rhinocerotidae. The coding region runs from base 73 to 600 and encodes 175 amino acids. The record is from RefSeq and is a predicted model, not a curated record. The transcript has 4 exons.